UAUUUUGUUUUUAAUGUAGUUUUAAAAUUUUUGCGUUAUGGAGCAACUACGAGUCAUAUGACAUCCUUCCUCGUUCCUCGUAUGCAAAUGAUCCAUCGCUUGGUAUUUUCAGAUGCACUGUGACGGGAUUCAUUCAUUCAGACAUGAGACUGAUCAACACUGCUCUGCUCUUCCUCCUCCUCAUCCUCAGCUGUAAUGCACUGGGGCUCAAACCACAGCUCUUAGGCAGACACACAGCCCAAACCAACUCUCAGCACACAUCUGUCUCGUACAAAACUUUCUAUUUUGAUCAACAGAUUGACCAUUUUGGCUUUUUGGAGAAUGGCACAUUCAAACAGAGGUAUCUUCUUAAUGACCAGCACUGGCACAAGGAAGGAGGCCCGAUCCUGUUUUACACGGGCAAUGAAGGAGACAUCACAUGGUUCUGUAACAACACUGGUUUCAUGUGGGAUGUAGCAGAAGAGCUGAAAGCCUUGCUGGUUUUUGCUGAACAUCGCUACUAUGGAGAGUCCAUGCCGUUCGGCGAAGAGUCUUACAGCAAUGCAAAGUAUCUGAACUACCUGACCUCAGAACAGGCUUUAGCUGACUUUGCAGUGCUCAUCAAAGCUCUGAAAAAAACCCUGCCUGGAGCUCAGAAUAAUUCAGUCAUCGCCAUUGGCGGCUCCUACGGCGGGAUGCUGGCGACUUGGCUGAGGAUGAAGUAUCCCAGUGCAGUUGUAGGUGCUCUUGCCGCGUCCGCUCCCAUCUGGCAGUUCAUUGUGCCGUGUGGAGAGUUUUACAAAGUGGUCACCCAUGACUUCACCAUCAGUGGCACCAACUGUAGCAGCAACAUCAGGAGGUCAUGGGCGGCUAUUGACAGGGUCUCAGCAACAGGUGAGGGUCUGCAGUGGCUGUCUCAGGAGUUUGGACUGUGUAAUCCUUUAAAGACUCCAGACGAAGUGUAUGGCUUCAAGGCUUGGCUGCAGGAAACCUGGGUGAACUUAGCCAUGGUGGAUUAUCCAUAUGAAGCUAACUUCCUCCAACCACUUCCAGCCUGGCCUGUUAAGGUGAUCUGCAAAAAUCUUCAUUUUAAUACCGGUGUAUCGGACGAACAGCUGUUGAAUGGUAUCUCUCAAGCCGUAAGGGUGUACUACAAUUACACGGGAGAUGCAGUCUGUCUCAACACCUCACAAACCGCUACUGGGAAUCUGGGCUUCCUUGGUUGGUUCUACCAGAGCUGUACAGAGAUGGUAAUGCCAAUGUGCACCGACGGCGUCGCUGACAUGUUUGAGCCACAGCCAUGGAACUUCCAGGCUUUCUCCGACGAGUGCUACAACCAGUUUGGAGUGCGGCCACGGGAAGACUGGGCAGAAAUUGUGUACGGUGGGAGAAACAUAAGUGCUCACAGCAACAUCAUCUUCAGUAAUGGAAAUCUUGAUCCAUGGAUGAGUGGUGGAGUGACCAGAAGUCUUUCAGAAUCUCUGGUUGCCAUUAUGAUCGAUGGAGGUGCUCACCACCUCGAUCUGCGCUACAACAGCGAGUUUGACCCAGAGUCAGUUAUCAAAACACGGGCGCUAGAAGUACGCUACUUCAAGCAGUGGAUCAAACAGGCAGCAACUACCCAAUGAUAUGGAAUCAUUGAUAUGAAACAAAGACAGUAAGAGAAACAAAAUGAACUAUGUCUGUUUGCUAUGUGCCAGAGUUAGUGGUUUCUUCCUUGGUACUUAACUGAAAAAAAGUUUUUUUGGGGUCAUGGUUGAUCAUAAUGUUUUAGGGUUUUUUGGUGCAAAAUAAGAAUGUUCAGUAGGUUUUUCUGAGAAAAUUGAGGAACUGAAAGUGUCAGAAAACACCAAAUGCAAAACCACUCAGGGGAAGUGUCCUUUGCCAAAGUCUCAAUGUUUAAUUGUAGUUAUAAAAAUCAUACGUUCACAGCUAUGGUUAUUAACUAAAGUAUGCUACAUUUUAAAGGGGAUAGUUCAAAGUUCUCAUUCAUUUACCUUCAUUUCCUUUUAAACUUACCUGAUUUUUUUUUCUUCCAUGAAAAAAAGUCCAUAUGACUUGUGUACCAUAUUUGCUGUUCUGCAUUUUUCUAAUGUUAUGUGUUGUGAUUGGUUACUAGACAUGCAAGAACCAUCUUAGCAUUUGAAAACCACAGUAAAGCGGUGAAAGCAAAUUUAUAUUUUGAUAUGUUUUCAACUAUUCCUUUUAUUUAAUUGAAACACAUUUUAGGGAAAAAAUUCUACUACUUAGAACUCAACCAGUUUGAAAUAGUCACUGAAAUUAGCUGGAUCUAAUAUCAGUGAUUAUAUUAUUUUAAUUGUCUAUACAUAAUCACCACAAGUCUUCAGUUUUCUGAACAAACUGUGUACUCUUCUGGUUGUACUAUUGUUAUUUUCUUAAUUUUGCACACUUUUUUUUAAAUGGAAACAAUGAUGAAUGAAUAACAGAAUAAAUGCACAUGAAUGGAA
Sinocyclocheilus grahami is the source of this 2447-nucleotide messenger RNA. It is a transcript of the gene prcp, whose product is annotated as prolylcarboxypeptidase (angiotensinase C). NCBI's taxonomy places the organism in Eukaryota, Metazoa, Chordata, Actinopteri, Cypriniformes, Cyprinidae. The transcript has 9 exons. The record is from RefSeq and is a predicted model, not a curated record. Gene Ontology annotation, molecular function: serine-type exopeptidase activity; dipeptidyl-peptidase activity. Gene Ontology annotation, biological process: negative regulation of systemic arterial blood pressure; regulation of blood vessel endothelial cell migration; angiogenesis involved in wound healing. The coding region runs from base 144 to 1607 and encodes 487 amino acids.